AUGCCCGCAGUCAAGGGCGAUGGCAUGCGGGGGUUGGCCGUGUUCAUCUCCGACAUCCGCAACUGCAAGAGCAAAGAAGCCGAGCUGAAGCGGAUCAACAAGGAGCUCGCCAAUAUCCGCAGCAAAUUCAAAGGUGACAAGACGCUCGAUGGGUAUCAGAAGAAAAAGUACGUCUGCAAGCUGCUCUUCAUCUUCCUGCUCGGCAAUGACAUCGACUUUGGCCACAUGGAGGCGGUCAAUUUGCUGUCGUCGAACAAGUACACAGAGAAGCAGAUUGGCUACCUCUUCAUCUCGGUCCUCAUCGAGCAGAACUCGGAUUUGAUGAAGCUCAUCGUUCAAGCUAUCCGGAAUGAUUUGACCUCCCGCAAUCCGGUGCACGUGAACCUGGCCCUGCAGUGCAUCUCGAAUAUUGGCUCCCGGGAUAUGGCCGAAGCUUUUGCUCAGGACCUACCAAAGCUGCUCGUCUCCGGCGACACGAUCGACUUCGUCAAGCAAUCCGCCGCGCUCUAUCAUGCUUCACGCAUCGUACACCUGCUCAACGAUUCACACAUGGGCGUCGUCACCUCAGCCGCGUCGUUGAUCGAGGCUCUUUCGAAGCGAUGGCCAGAGGACUACCGCGGCUGCGUAUCGCUCGCCAUCUCCAGGCUCAGUCGCAUCGUCACGUCCACCUACACCGAUUUGCAGGACUACACAUAUUACUUUGUGCCGGCACCAUGGCUUUGUGUGAAGCUCCUGAGGUUGCUGCAGAAUUAUCCGCCACCUGAAGAUCCCUCGAACAAGGCGAGACUGCUCGAGUGCCUCGAGGGCAUCCUCAACAAGGCCCAGGAUGCGCCAAAGUCCAAGAAGGUCCAGCACUCGAACGCGAAAAAUGCGGUGCUUUUUGAGGCUAUCGCUCUGAUCAUCCACAUGGACAGCGAGCCUAACCUGUUGGUCCGGGCCUGCAACCAGCUCGGCGCCUUCCUGACCCACCGCGAAACCAACUUGAGAUACCUCGCCCUCGAGUCGAUGUGUCUGCUUGCGACGUCCGAGUUUUCCCAUGAAGCGGUAAAGAAACACCAGGAGACGAUCAUCACGUCGUUGAAAACCGAGCGGGACGUCUCCGUACGCCAGCGGGCCGUCGAUCUGCUGUACGCGAUGUGCGAUCGAACAAAUGCCGGGGACAUCGUCCAGGAGAUGCUCGCCUACUUGGAGACGGCGGACUAUUCGAUUCGCGAAGAGAUGGUGUUGAAAGUCGCCAUCCUCGCCGAAAAGUACGCCACCGACUACACGUGGUACGUGGACGUCAUCCUGAAGCUGAUCCGCAUCGCCGGCGACUACGUUAGCGAAGAAGUCUGGUACCGUGUCAUUCAGCAUCAACACACGCUGUCUGCUCCUCACCACCUACGUCAACCCUGCAACUUGUUCCCGGAGAUCAAGCACGUCAUCCAGGAGGUCUUCCGCACCGAUCACAACCUCCGGAACCCUGACGCCGAGCUGCAACAACGUGCCGUUGAGUACCUGCAGAUGAGCCGUGUGGCAUCGCCGGAUGUGUUGGCCACAAUCCUCGAGGAGAUGCCCCCAUUUGCCGAAAAGGAGAGCUCUCUCCUCGCCAAGCUCAAGAAGCACAAGCCACAAGUGGAGGAGCUGGAGACGGCCAAGCCCAUCGACGCCUCGGUGGGCCCGAUGGCUCAGGUGCAGCAGUUGAUCAACUUCGUCUGCGUGCAAGAGUUCAACCGCAUGCCGAUUCUGCAGAUUUCCUUCAAUUACACUCAAACUGCCGGCGGGGCUGCGCGCUUCGACAAAUUCUUCUAUCUGCCGAUUUUCAUCAACAAGUUCUUCGAGCCGACGGACAUGACCAGCGAGACGUUCUUUGCCAGAUGGAAAGCCCUCGGGAUCCCGUCGCAAGAGAGCCAAAAGAUCUUCACGGCCAAGCACCCGAUCGACACGGCGGCCGUCAAUGCAAAGCUAACCGGCGUCGGCGCCAAACUGCUCGUCGACGUCGACCCGAACCCGGAUAAUUUCGUCUGUGCCGGCAUCAUCCACACGCAGACCCAGCAGAUUGGCACGCUGAUCCGGCUGGAGCCCAACAAGCAGGCCAAGAAAUAUCGGCUGACCGUCCGCUCAAGCAAGGACACCGUGUCGCGCUACCUGUGUGACGUGCUGGCCGAGCUGUUC
Mesorhabditis spiculigera is the source of this 2154-nucleotide messenger RNA. Lineage: Eukaryota; Metazoa; Nematoda; Chromadorea; Rhabditida; Rhabditidae. The record is from the annotation of a GenBank genome assembly.